CCUUCUCAAACAAAGAUGGCGUCUCGUCUCACUGCGCAUGUGAUAAGUAAACAGCGGCCUCUCAAACUGCGCAUGCCCAAAUUGCAAUAUUCGAAUUUCAAGAUGGCGGGAAGAAUAGAAGACUCAGUCGCCGGUGAGGAAAAUAAAAACAACGGUAAACUACGCGAAAUUGGCGACCAGGCGGCGUGGUCUCUGUCCUCGUGUAAACCAGGCUUUGGUAUCGAGCAGCUGAGGGAUGGUAAUUUGGAGACUUACUGGCAGUCCGACGGGCCACAACCUCAUCUGAUAAACAUACAGUUCAAACGCAAGACAGCCAUACAAAAAAUCUCAAUCUAUGCCGAUUACAAGGCAGAUGAAAGCUAUACCCCAAGCAAAAUUUCAGUUAGAGCCGGCAAUAGCUUCCAUGACUUACAUCAAAUAGAACUUAUCCAAUUGGAUGAGCCAACAGGGUGGCUGACGGUGUCUUUGAAUGAAGGUGACCGUCCAAUAAGGACAUACAUGCUACAGGUGGCAGUUCUUGCCAAUCAUCAGAAUGGGCGUGACACACACAUGAGACAGAUCAAGAUCUUUGCACCACUGUGCGAUGCAGUGAACCCUGAUAUGCCGACAUUUACUUCAGUUGACUGUGCUAUGUAUAGUUGUGUUAGGUGAUGGUCUCGAUCAAGUCACCUUCACAUUGGUGUAUGGCGCUGUUUAUAGUUGUGCUAGGUGAUGAGUGAAGUUUCACCCAAUUUUUUUUUGUGGGACUAGAUGGCUUUGACUUUGGACUGCUGGAAAAAGGUACCCAAUAACAAACAAGUUACUUACAGACAAGAACAGGCCCGUACCCAGGAUUUUUCUUGAAGGGGUGCGAACCCCCCUGGGUACGGGCCUGAAGAAACAUUGAAGUAACACAGGAUUGGAGAAGGGCUGGACCAAGAAAUGCAUCAAAGUAUUGUCAUUAUACUUGUAACCUUUCAGAAGCUUUGCUUAUCGACCAGAACACUCAAAGUGUUCGAGCUGAGGUAAAUGGAGAUGGAGCCACCAUCAUUUCACAGUGAAUGACAGUCAAAAGUUUAUUCCAUAGUUUGUAUAACCCCCUUUUGAGAUUUUGAAGCAAUAUUUGGAUUUAAUUUUAAUUCUAGGUUUUUAAUGCUCAGCUACUAAUCUUAGUUCCUAUUUUGGAAUCACUUUAAGUAUUUUUUUUUCUUUUUAAAAAAAUUAAAACACCCAGGUGGAAAAAGGAAACAAUUUUUUUGCCAAAAACAACUUGUUACCAAGGCGAUUCUACCUCCAAACAAACAGGCCCCAACAACUCAUGGUGGUAAGCAUCAGGCUGGAACUAAAAAUAUAGCAACACUAACAAAACAUGAAAACAUCAAUUUAUUUACACAUAAAAAAAUCAAAUUCUAAAUUUAUUACAUAUUCCUAUAUUCAGUUUUAUCCAGUCACUGCUGUUGUCUAUUCAAAUGUUUAGUUGUAUUUCCUUUAUUCUUUCUGUCACUGGCUCAAGUCUUGUUUUGUCGUCUGUGGUGCUCUCUGCGCUCUCCGGUGUUUUAUCGUCACUUGUACAGGUACAUUCCUCAUUUUGACAGCCACACUUCUUAAGUUCCUUUUCAUAAUGUUGACGUAAGAAUUCCCUAGAUCGCAUAUCAGCCUGACAAAAGAAAUGUUCAGCAUCACACAAGACAAAAUAACAUUUAUUUUUUGUAUGAAAACAGUGUACUGGCUGCUCUAGACUUGAAAUGAAAUGGAAUGGUUGAAAUGGAAAAGGCUCAAUCAGUAAACGAGACAAGAAAUUGCAAAAAAGUUAACUCAUAAGUUAGUUUUCUAUUAAUACCAAAAUUUCCUGAAAAAGAGGAAUUACUUACAUAAAUAAGGAGAGUUAAACAUUUGAAGUGCUUUGUUUGGCUAAUCACAUAAGCCUUUAGUUAUAAACACAAAUUAGAAAUUAUCUUUUUUACAAGUUCACUGUUGUAGCCCUUUACAUAAAAGAGCCCAUUCUCAUAAGUAGCUAGCUCCAAUUACAACAACUUUUAAAUUCAUUAGAUAGUCAAUCCCAAGAGCUAAUAAAUAUUACUUCCUUA
Molecule: messenger RNA, 2066 nt
Organism: Nematostella vectensis (starlet sea anemone)
Lineage: Eukaryota; Metazoa; Cnidaria; Anthozoa; Actiniaria; Edwardsiidae
Product: anaphase-promoting complex subunit 10
Exons: 2
Coding region: 16-651 (211 amino acids)
Biological process (GO): anaphase-promoting complex-dependent catabolic process; protein K11-linked ubiquitination
Cellular component (GO): anaphase-promoting complex
Source: RefSeq, a predicted model, not a curated record